UCCACCGUUCGAUCAGCCGGCACUAAGAGCGCACAUAGCAGGGACCAGUAAUACGCGAGUUCAAAUGUGUUUUUGUCGCACUUAGUCGCCAUAGAAUCCAAUAUGAACGCAGUAUUUAUUGUGAUCACGCUGGGCUUUUUAGGAGCGCCUUGUUUGAGUUUCAAGGCAAGUCGACCCUUCCAUACGCACGACGCAUGGGGAAAAUCGGCACCCCAAGUCAAUUUUGCGCAGGACGGAUAUUGCCCCGAGGAUUGGGUUGCUUUCGGUGAAAGCUGCUACUGGUUUGCAAGCAACGAAAGCCGGAUGAUGUACUUCCAAGCCCUUCGACACUGCAAGUCGCUAAACGCGAAUCUCGUCACUGUGCUCACGGAAAAAGAACAAAAGUUCUUGUUGAGCCGUCUUAGUGAUGCAACAACCAACCUAUGGAUUGGCCUCGACCGUCUUCCAAACAAAACGUGGGCGUGGACGGAUGGUAACCCUGUCACUUACACCAACUGGAUUAUUGGCCAGCCUCGCCCCAAAGGCGAAGAGUGCACCGAGAUACUGACAGGCACGCUACACCCGGGAAAGUGGAACCAGGUUCGAUGCAACGCCAAGAGAAUGCACGUCUGCGAAAAGAAACAAGACAGGUCGCUUCCUCCCCAGCCUUCGGCAAAGAACAGUUCUCGAUGCGAGCUGGCAUUGCCGGGAUCAUUCGAGUACCGGCAGUCGUGCUACCGCAUGGGUUUGUACCAGGACUGGGACCGUGCUGCAGAGAUCUGUCUAGCACAGGGAGGGCAGCUGGCCGACGUGAGAGAUGUCUUUGAGGACGCCUUCCUCUCAGUCAAGUUCAAUUUUCGUGGUGGCCUGUUCUGGAUCGGUCUCCAAGACGCGAAGGCCACAGGUCUUUUCACCUGGUUGAGCGGCUGGCCGGUACAGUACACCAACUGGGCUCCCUUGCAGCCGGAUGCUUCGACAGGUGACCGUCGUUGUGUCGCUGCUGACCUAGCCACGGGGAUGUGGCGUGUGGAAGCCUGCGACACGCAAUUGCCUUUUCUGUGUCAAUUCGACAAUGAAAAACCGCCAGAAGUAAAGCACCACGACGGCGCAUGUCCCGAACAUGCCAGUAACUGGAUUGACGUGGGCAACCCUUACUGCUAUUGGCUCGAAACGGAACGCCUCCUGACUUUCAACGAGUCCUUCGCCAUAUGCGACAGCAAAAACUCGACGUUGGCCAGCUUUCAUUCCAAGGAGGAAAUCGGAAGGCUCAGUCCGUACCUUCGUAAGUCGCAGCACCAUUUGUGGAUCGGCCUCGUCAGUGCUUACAAUGACAGCUACGAAUGGCUGGAUGGCUCUCCUCUGAAUUACGAGCACUGGAAAAAUGGUGAACCGAGCAGCAUCGACGAGAACUGCGUUGAAAUGCGGCAGUUUGACACACUGUGGAAUGACAUUCGCUGUGACGUGAAAAACGGCUUUAUAUGCGCCGUGGAGAAAGACCCUCAAAGCGAUGAAAACGAAGGUUCGGCAGCAUCGAAGAGGGCGAAAACCAGCGCGGGAGUCUACGUGGCCGUGGCCCUGGGUUCACUGCUCGUGCUCGUCGCGGCGGCAUUUGCCAUUCAGCAGGUGGUGCGUUACUCCCAAUUCAGGCGGCGGAAUGGAGGACUGUUUUCGUUCGAAAACAACGUGUACAUUGAUCCGCCCGUUUAUGACACAAACGCUUCGCUUCGAUGAGCUUCACCUUCACCACUCGUGUGCCGCGUGUCCACUCCAUCUCAGGACAGCGCGUUCAAGAACCAGCGCUAUGCACGGCAUACAAACCCCAUGGAUCUCGGCGUCCAGCCUCUGGACUUCAUCGUUGAUGCAGCCAUCUCAGUAUGGACAGAAUGCUUCGAAAUUUUACCGCUAAGAAAAUGUCAGCCCCGUUCGCACAUGGCGAGGCUUCCAGAGCACUCAAUGCCUAGAUAAUGGGGUAGUCGUUUCUCACUUACUUGGGCAAUGGGAAUGCAUGUGGUGUAUUAUAUUAUGGCUUAAUCGGCCGACCUUUGGAGAAAAGCACCGAGCUUCAACGAGAGGGAGUAAAUGAGCGUGUCAGCUCAUUGGAAAUAGUAUGAAUUUGCUUGAAGAAAGAAUGAUCGGUAGGCGCUGGGUAAGUUUGCUUUUAUUUUUGCAGAACCUGAGGUGAAGAAGUGGUUUGAUUCUAGACCAGGUGAACUGUCAUUACUGCUUCGAAACAUAAAUGAGAAGGGGGUAUUGCGUAGCGUUACUGCUAACCCACAGUCUUUUUCAUUUUUUGUGCGAACGUUGGCGCCUCAUCAGAGAAACACCUUAUAGGGCCUGCAAUUAGUUUGUAUGCCAGAGGGAUAGCCUCAACUGGUUAAUGUAUAAGUUUUUCAGAAAUGGGUGUUUUCCGUUGUGCUUAUAAUUAUUCGGGACAAGGAGAGUACUUCAAAAACUAAGCUUCAGUGCUUUUUGGAGACUGAUACACGUUCUGACCUUAAGAUCGUUCAUAGUUCACAAAACUUUCGUUCGCCCUUUGGUUUUGGAAGUGCAUUGAUUUUCCGAACGUCGAAGAGUUUCACUCUACGCAGUAAAUUAAUAACGUCAGUGCACAGACAAAUAAGAAAUUCUACCAGGAAAAGAUUGUCCCUACCUCUGAUUAGCGCUUAUCAGACGCAUGACAAUGCUACAGCAGCAGAGAAGCUUAGACCUGCCAGCUGUGCACAGCCCUAAACCCCCCCCCCCCUGUUUAUUCUAUAAACUAUUGGAAUGUCGGUUCUUGAGUUAACCGAGGGUGUAUUCCGGAAAACUGUGCUGGAGGUCAGGCCCUACUAUGUAGCAGGUUAUCCUCUAAUGCUUCCUUACCCAGGUUAUUGCUGAGUUGAAGCAGGCGUCAGUCAAAUUUGAGCUUGAUGUUUGCAACAGCAGUCAUUCAAAUAUUAUAACGUUUAGUUGAGAAUGGAAAGCAAAUAUUAUACAUCAUUGCCUUCUGUGGGUCAGGUAGGUUUAAAGUGAGAAGUAGGCACCGGGCAACCACGCCGCUUCAAAAUUGCUCUGCGAAUUUUUUUAUCCUAUGUACCAUUGAAAACUUAAGAAAAAAACGUACUCGAUAGGGAAUGAUGAAAGGAGCUGCCUUGGACUGCCUUCGAGCUAAAUUGUCAAAUUUGUUUAGGUUGUUAUCACUUCAAUGCAAUUGUUUUUGUAAUUCACGCCUAUCCCUGGUAGACAAGAAUUGUAACAAAAUAAAACAUUGCUGACCU
Molecule: messenger RNA, 3236 nt
Organism: Rhipicephalus sanguineus (brown dog tick)
Lineage: Eukaryota; Metazoa; Arthropoda; Arachnida; Ixodida; Ixodidae
Product: macrophage mannose receptor 1
Exons: 13
Coding region: 103-1710 (535 amino acids)
Molecular function (GO): signaling receptor activity
Source: RefSeq, a predicted model, not a curated record